AUGGACAAAAAGAACCAGACAUCAGCCACAGAAUUCCUCCUCCUGGGACUUGCUGGGCAGUCAAAGCAAGAAGAGGUCGUCUUUGGGCUGUUCUUGGGGAUGUACUUGGUCACCAUCUCUGGGAACCUUCUCAUCAUCCUGGCCAUCAGCUGUGACCCUCAUCUCCACACACCCAUGUACUUCUUCUUGGCCAACCUCUCCAGUGUUGACAUCUGCUUUUCCUCAGUCACCAUCCCCAAGGCACUGGUGAAUCAUGUUUUGGGAAGCAAGUCCAUCUCUUACGCGGAGUGUAUGACUCAGAUCUAUUUCUUCAUCACAUUCAUCAACAUGGAUGGCUUCCUGCUGAGUGUGAUGGCCUAUGACCGCUAUGUGGCCAUUUGUCACCCACUCCACUACACCCUGAUGAUGAGGCCCAGACUCUGUGUCCUCCUGGUGGUCAUAUCAUGGGUCAUCACAAACCUGCAUGCUCUCUUGCACACUCUGCUCAUGGUUCGCCUCACCUUCUGUUCCCACAAUGCUGUACAACAUUUCUUCUGUGACCCCUACCCUAUCCUGAAGCUCUCUUGUUCUGACACCUUUAUCAAUGACAUCACAGCCUUCACUGUAGGUGGGCUGACUUCUAUCACACCAUUCACAUGUAUCACUGUUUCAUAUGCCUAUAUCCUCUCCAAUGUACUGAAGUUUCCAUCCAUUCAGGGAAUAAGAAAAGCCCUGUCCACAUGCGGGUCUCACCUCACUGUGGUCUGCCUCUUCUAUGGAGCAAUCCUGGGGGUCUAUAUGCACCCUUCAUCUACAUAUUCGGUACAAGACACAGUGGCCACUGCCUUUUUCACAGUGGUGACACCCAUGGUCAAUCCCUUCAUCUACAGCCUGAGGAAUCAUGAUGUCAAAGGAGCCCUAAGGAAACUCAUAUUUAGGAGAUUCAUUUCAUCAAAAUUCUACAGCUAGACAAUUUUAGGACAGAGAAGACUAAUUAUGGAGCAACUGAGGCUGCAGUAAGUAUAAUCUUCAUUGUUGUAUUUCUUACUGGCGUCAUAUGUUCAUGUUGCUGUCUUUAAAUACGACACUGAUGAAUGCUCAUAACUAUAAAAUUAUGAAUUUAUUGUCUACAUAUAGAAUGCAUCCUGUGACCUUUAUUUUAGAGAUAAACGUGAGAGAAGUUUAGGUGAGUCUGUUUGCUGAGCUCAUGUGACACCUCAAUGUGCUUUUCAUGGUUGUGUCUAGCAGUAUUAGAAAAUGCUAGUAGGUACAAGGACUUUGGGCUCAUACCAUCUGAAGGUCACAUGCAAUAAUGAAGCUUUACAAAUGAUCUUUGCAGCAUAAUGUUGAAUGAAAUAUAUGAUAAUACUUACUGAAUUAUUAUAAUAUGUUACAGAUUAUCUCUGCAUCAGAUUUUUUUUUUGUUUUGAGACAGGGUUUCACUAUGUAACUCUGGCU
Molecule: messenger RNA, 1437 nt
Organism: Peromyscus leucopus (white-footed mouse)
Lineage: Eukaryota; Metazoa; Chordata; Mammalia; Rodentia; Cricetidae
Product: olfactory receptor 1361-like
Exons: 1
Coding region: 1-948 (315 amino acids)
Biological process (GO): G protein-coupled receptor signaling pathway
Cellular component (GO): membrane
Molecular function (GO): olfactory receptor activity; G protein-coupled receptor activity
Source: RefSeq, a predicted model, not a curated record